This is a messenger RNA of Exophiala bonariae, 606 nucleotides long. RefSeq lists its product as uncharacterized. Lineage: Eukaryota; Fungi; Ascomycota; Eurotiomycetes; Chaetothyriales; Herpotrichiellaceae. The transcript has a single exon. The record is from RefSeq and is a predicted model, not a curated record. The coding region runs from base 1 to 606 and encodes 201 amino acids.
AUGAUCCAACUGGACUCCGCUCCCGCGCUGGUGGUGAUCGAUAUGCAAAACGGCUUCUGCCACAAACAAGGCAGCUUCGCAAAGAUGGGUAUGCAAUCCGACCCAACGGCCAUUGUUCCGCAGAUCAACCGGCUGCGCUCCGCCUUCCAGGCCGCUAGCAUGCCGGUCUUCUUCGUGAGGACAGGUUACAACGCCGACUAUUCUGACAGACGGCCCCACGACCGUGGAGAUCGGGUCGAGAAAUUGGGAGGUCUGCUACGCGGGUCUUGGGAUGCCGAGAUGAUAGACGAACUCAUGCCGGGACCCAAUGAAGAAAUCGUCAACAAGACCAGGAAUUCUGCCUUUCUUGGGACGUGCUCGCUGGACAAGAUCUUGAGGGAGCGCGGCGUCAACCAUCUAGUUUUGACGGGAGUCGGGACGGAUGUCUGUGUCGAGUCGACGGCCAGAGAUGCCUAUCAGAUGGACUAUCGCGUUACUACUGUAAGUGAUGCGACCGCGACAUGCACUGAGGCAGACCAUUUAGCUGCUCUACACGCCCUACGGAUAUUCGGCGGCACCGCUUCGACGGCUGAAGUGGUUGAGGCUUUGCAAAAGUUGGAAAAGUAG